This is a messenger RNA of Lasiodiplodia theobromae, 1326 nucleotides long. Its product is annotated as N-acylsphingosine amidohydrolase. Gene Ontology annotation, molecular function: hydrolase activity, acting on carbon-nitrogen (but not peptide) bonds. Bases 1 to 1326 code for a protein of 441 amino acids. The record is from RefSeq and is a predicted model, not a curated record. NCBI's taxonomy places the organism in Eukaryota, Fungi, Ascomycota, Dothideomycetes, Botryosphaeriales, Botryosphaeriaceae. The transcript has a single exon.
AUGGCUCCCACGACUCGGUCGAGGAGCAAGAAAGCCCAAAUAGGCAGCUUCCCGGACCCCACUCAAUCCACAAAUGCCCCGCGAAAGGAGAGGCCUCUGCCUCCCGACCACGAAUCACCACAGCUCCAAGUACAGAAUCCAGAUCCGUUCGACCCAGUUCCGCCCAAAUACACCAUCGAUCUUUCGCGCCCGCCUCGAGAGCGCUACAAUGAAGUCGUGGCCGACUUCAAGCCGCAGCUGACCAAGCUGACCGGCCUCUUCGACGAGGUCCUCAUCAUGUCCGGCCUGCCAGUCAAAUCCACCACCCGCUUCGCCCGCCUGUUCCUGCGACGCCUGCGCAGCAAAGAAGAGACGGAAGAGCUGAAGGGCAUCAGCAAAGCCAGCGGCGUACCCAUGUACCUGCUGGUCUCGUUCAACAGCCUGCUCGACCUCUUCAUGGGCUGCACCAGCGGCGGCGCCCGCGUGCGCACCGCCGACGGCACCACCCGCAUGUACCACUUCCGCACCCUGGACUGGGCCAUGGACGUGCUGCGCCGCGUCGUCGUGCAGCUCGAGUUCGUCGAGAAGCCCCACGGCCCCGUCGUCGCGCGCUCCGUCACCUACGUCGGCUACGUCGGCGUCCUGACGGGCCUGAGGCAAGGGCUCAGCCUGUCCCUGAAUUUCCGCCCUUACCACAACAAUGACGUGUCCAAUUCCGAAAACUUCAAGUUCUACUCGAAUCUGCUCUUGAUGCUGUUGGGCUUUCGGCCCUCGAUAUCUUCCCGCCUGCGAGACCUCGUGAUUCCUCACGUGGGUCCGAAGGGGGGAAAGCAUAAAGCUGAGCUCUGGGAUCUGGAAACCAUCAAGAAGAAAUUUCCGUCGUUACCCUCGACUGCUGCGUAUCUGAUCUUCAGCGACGGCGAAGAGACCACCGUGCUCGAGAAAGACCGUGUCACUGCUACCGUGCGUUCGUCUAAUUCAUUCAUCACAAUCACAAACUGCGACGUCAACACCGUAGAUAGCUCAGACAAUACGACUAAGAAGCCGAAGGCGAAGCUUUGUCAUAUCCAAGACUUGAUCCAUGAGGCCGAAGACAGAAGAGAGCGCAUCGAGGCGCGGUGGAACAGAGCCAGAGAACGGUCAAAAAAGAAGGGUGCCGGAGAAUUGUCUGUCUCUCCGGCGGAUGUCGUGAAGUGGGUUCAGAAGUACCCGACAACGAACGAAACAACGCAUUACGCCGUCGUCAUGGAUCCGAAGGCGGGCGAAGUCGUGUGGGUGAAAAGAUGGCUAGAAGGUGAGUUGACAGGGGACAGGGUCCAGGCUUGGGAUCGGGGUUGGGGGGUGUGA